Molecule: messenger RNA, 2487 nt
Organism: Temnothorax curvispinosus
Lineage: Eukaryota; Metazoa; Arthropoda; Insecta; Hymenoptera; Formicidae
Gene: sprt
Exons: 13
Molecular function (GO): protein binding
Source: RefSeq, a predicted model, not a curated record
GAUGUUGAUAAGAUAUGUAAUGCUGUAAGAUUUAUUACGCAUACAUUCGCCAUGUGUGCAUCGUGUAUAAAUGACUUUCUGCGCUCACAAACCGGACUUCCUCAUAAUUUAGCAUAUUUAAACAUUUUGGACAAUUAGAAUGAUAAAAAAAAAACUUGAUAUUUAUCAUUUGGCCAAUUUUUUAAAGUUGAUUUUAUUCCUUAAACAUGCUUACUUGUCGACAAAAAAAUACGUAUCAAAUAUUUUCUUUCCCUCUGCAAACUCACCAUUUCAUUAAAAUCGAAGAGGAACACCUGGGACGCCUUUCCUUGUAAGUGUCGUAUGCACGUGUCAUUCAAAGUGAUAAUAUUUGCUUAUGCUGCGCAAGGUCAAAUUGCUCUUACACGGAACUAUACACAGCGGUUUUACACAGCAAAUGGGGAACUCGACAGCUAUUUGCAGCGACAAUCUCUGUUUGCGCAUCAAAGCAGAAAUUCGUAACACUCGAAAUCCCAAGAAGUAUACACAUCGCGCGAGGAAAUUUCAGCUUGAUAGAUUCGACUCACGCACACCUGACGAACAGCUGUGUAGUCGUCAUAACUUUGUCAUGGGUCUUGAUCACGUAUAAUUCACCCUUCUUGAACGCCUUUUCUAACAUACUCGAGAUGCAAGAAAAGCAAACACACCGAUAAAGCAUAUGGUAACAAAAAUAUAUAGCACACACAUACACGAGGAGGUACACUUUUCGUAAAUUUUUGCAGUCAGCGAGGGUAUCAAUACCCUGAAAUGAAGCACACACAAACUGCAAUGUGAUAACUCCUUGGAUUCACCCGAAGAGAGUUUCGAAUGACAUCUUGAUAAAAGAAAACAUGUCUACCUGACGGACAGAUUAAGAAGAGUUGCGAUGCCGUAGUUGUCGCUAUGAGCGAGAGCCGGUGCUACACGGAUUCGCCCGUGCUCACCGAACAUCAGCCCUUCAACCGUAAUGGGAAGGCGCUUAGGGGAUCUAAGAAGAGCGUGCUGUUCUAUACGACCGACUGUGGAGAUGAAAAAGAGGACCUGGGUCUCAAGCUUCAGCAGCGAUCUGUCUCGUUGACCGCGCUACACACCGGAGUUGGCGCCCAGCAGCAGCUAUUGGAACCCAGAAUGGCGCAAUUGGAGACCUUAGAGGCUAAGAUGGCCAGUAUAGAGGUGUCAUUGUCGACAACACCGAGGCGGAAGAAAGGCGGCAGUAUUUCUGGGGGCGUCCCGUCCCCCGCUGGUCACCGGAACAGAGAUCAUUACAAAGAGCUGGACGCUCUCCGAGUGGCUUUACGCGACAAAGAAAACAUCAUACAGACGCUCAAGGGCCAGCUCUGCAACACGCUGAGCAGCAGACUGGCAUUACGCAACGGCGCGCCACCCUUGACCGAGGCCGACAGGAAAGCGGCCGAGGAGCGGCUUCAAAGGUUGCGACGGGACGCCGACAAUAAGCGUCUGGCGAUUAAGAACCUGAAGCUCGCGCUCGAGCGUCUCGAUAUCACGGACAACAUCGAUGUUCGAAUACAACAAGCGGAACUGGAAUACAGACUGGGCCGCGAGGAACUCGAGCUGCUGACUCUUCACGAGGAGAGCAGAGCCUUGCAAACCGCCCUGGAGCUGGCCGAAACUCAAGAAAAACAAAAGAACGAUACAAUAUUCAACUGCAUUUCCGGCUCGACACAAGUCACGAUCCACGCGAUAGAAGUCAGCGCGGAUCCGAAAAGUCCCCGUUUCGGAGCCGGGCCCAGGGACGACGCGAUCGGCCUCUACGUCGACUGGGCCGUGGAGGAGUCUGGUCUUUGUAAGGGAGACAGGAUUUUGGAGGUAAACGGAAAACUGGUGGUAGGAGCGAGCAGGAAUGACCUGGCACGUCUUCUGGCCGUCGCGCCCGACGCCGCGCAAAUAGUGGUCCUUCGAAAAGGAGAGUCCCUCGCGGCAUUGCGCACCUUGCGCUCCGAUAAUCUCAGGCUGACACACAGGAUUAGUUAUCUUGAGGAGCAGGUCAGAGAUCUCUUGGCGCCGAGCAGGACCGAGGUCCCCACCGAGGAUCCGCCGCCCAGUCGUCAGGAACAUGUACAGGUUUUCCAAAAGGGGCCUCAAGUGACAGCACUCGUGGCGAAUCUACCCGGUCUCAACGUGAGAAGCUGCACAGAACUGCGGCAGAGUCUGCCGACUGUCCGAAGUAGACACAACGAUCAAUCUAAGCGCCUGGUGGAUCCAAGGAACCAGCGCGAGCUCGACUUCUCAUCUGACGGGGUCGCGAACGGCCAUCACAAGCCCCGAAACCGACAGAAGCACCAGGGACUCCAGCUGGCCAGGUCGACAGCCAGCCUCGACUGCAAGCAAUCGCCAAUGCAGUCGCAGAUGCAGCGUCGAAGAUCACCGCGCGUCGAAUCCGCAAUGGAGCAUCUGCACAAGGGUCGCAAGAGUGGCUCACAGCUGCAGUCACUGGAGUUCGACUCUGAGCCGACUUACUACCGUUUACAG